This is a messenger RNA of Lathyrus oleraceus (garden pea), 1997 nucleotides long. Its product is annotated as alpha-1,6-mannosyl-glycoprotein 2-beta-N-acetylglucosaminyltransferase. Gene Ontology annotation, molecular function: alpha-1,6-mannosylglycoprotein 2-beta-N-acetylglucosaminyltransferase activity. The coding region runs from base 453 to 1757 and encodes 434 amino acids. Gene Ontology annotation, cellular component: Golgi stack; Golgi membrane. The transcript has a single exon. The record is from RefSeq and is a predicted model, not a curated record. Gene Ontology annotation, biological process: oligosaccharide biosynthetic process; protein N-linked glycosylation. NCBI's taxonomy places the organism in Eukaryota, Viridiplantae, Streptophyta, Magnoliopsida, Fabales, Fabaceae.
GUCUCUAAUCACUUUUCGGAUCCUCAAACAACAACCCAAACCCGAAUAUCCUUGUGCCUGCAGCGUUGACAGUUCAAACCUCUCUUUCUAUCUUUCUCUCUAUCGUGUUUUCUACGUUUGAUUCCAAACCCCUUUUCACUCUUCAACUCUAAUCUGAUCCUCUUCUUCAUCUCAAAUUAUUGUUCUUACCCUUUUGUUAUAUAAUCCAUUUUUGAUACAAUAAUCCACUUGGGUCUAAGCUUUUGGUCUCACAAACUUGAUUUCUACAUCUGAUUUUACUGCAAUCUUCAAGGGUAAGCGUAAAGUUUUGAUCUUUAACUUCAAUUACAACUGGGUUUUUGUUUUCUCCUUCAACCCUUCAACCCUUCAAGGUUCAUCAUAUUCAUAGAUUUGAUGUGUUAUAGUUUUGUUUGUAAAUAAAUUUAGAAUCUUUGUUAUUGUCUGUGUAUAUUAUGGCAUCUUAUAAGAAACCUCGUCUUAGAGAUUUAGCUUUGCGCCGUUUGUUAUCUGUGGUGUUUGUUACGUUAGGUGGGGUUUUGAUAUUGAUAUUUCUACUUGGAUCAUCAAAUUCAACAUUGAACAAUGGAAUUAAGGAUUUAGAUAUUGUUGAUGAUGGUUCGAGAUACCGUCGCGACUUGAAGUUUACGAAGAUGCAAACUCUUCCACAACAGAGUGAUUUGUCACUCAGAUUGGAGAAGUUGAAUUUGUUGCCUCCAAGAAACUUGGAUUUGUAUCCAAAUCUUGCUAAGGAUGCUAUCAUUGUUGUUUUGUAUGUUCAUAACCGGCCGCAGUAUCUCCGAGUAGUUGUCGAGAGUCUUUCUAAGGUUGUAGGGAUUAAUGAGACUUUGCUUAUUGUUAGUCAUGAUGGUUACUUUGAGGAAAUGAACAAGAUUAUUAGUGGUAUAAGGUUUUGUCAAGUGAAACAGAUAUAUGCUCCGUAUUCGCCUCAUUUGUUUCCGAAUAGUUUUCCCGGUGUAUCGGUUGGUGAUUGUAAGGAGAAAGAUGACGCGGAAGGAAAACAUUGCAAGGGGAAUUCUGAUCAGUAUGGGAACCACCGUUCGCCGAAGAUUGUAUCGUUGAAGCAUCAUUGGUGGUGGAUGAUGAACACGGUAUGGGAUGGAUUGAACGAAACUAGAGCGCAUUCUGGUCAUAUUCUGUUUAUUGAAGAAGACCAUUUCAUAUUUCCCAACGCGUAUCGCAAUCUUCAGAUACUAACUUCGUUGAAGCCUAUGAAAUGUCCUGAUUGCUAUGCUGCGAAUUUAGCACCUUCUGAUGUGAACUCAAGAGGCGAAGAGUGGGAAAGUUUAAUCGCAGAGAGAAUGGGAAACGUAGGUUACUCGUUCAAUCGAACGGUUUGGAAGAAAAUACACAAUAAAGCUAGUGAGUUUUGUUUCUUUGACGAUUAUAAUUGGGAUAUCACAAUGUGGGCGACUGUUUACCCCUCGUUUGGCAGUCCUGUCUACACGCUACGAGGUCCAAGAACUAGUGCCGUUCAUUUUGGGAAAUGCGGUUUGCAUCAGGGUCAAGGAGAGAAUAAGGCUUGUAUUGAUAACGGCGUGGCGAACAUUCAUGUAGAAGAGCCCGACAAGGUUGCUAACAUUGGUUCUGAUUGGAAUGUCCAUGUCUAUGAAAAUCAGCCCGGCUAUAAAGCCGGGUUUAAAGGUUGGGGGGGAUGGGGGGACGACAGAGACCGUCACUUAUGCUUGAGUUUCGCCAACAUGCAUCGCCCCUCCAAAGGAACUACAUCUCCCUUGUAAGAUUUCAGUUUCUGUCUGCUUCUUUUUUCUUCAUCUAUAUUUGUUUAGUUUUAAUUUGGUGAAUGUGAGAAAAUUAGGUUCUUAAUUACAGGAAUUCAUAUUAGAGCUUUAGAAACAGCUUUUAGGUUUCAUAGUUAUUUGAUAACUUCCUCUAAAUCUUAUGUAGUAGUUGUAACACUGAAUAGAUAACACUUAUUUUUGGCUCUUCCCUCAUAUGAAGGAAGCUUUGUAUUCUCUGAA